Dictyostelium purpureum is the source of this 316-nucleotide messenger RNA. RefSeq lists its product as uncharacterized. NCBI's taxonomy places the organism in Eukaryota, Evosea, Eumycetozoa, Dictyosteliales, Dictyosteliaceae. Bases 41 to 274 code for a protein of 77 amino acids. The record is from RefSeq and is a predicted model, not a curated record. The transcript has a single exon.
GAAAAAUAUAAGAAAUAUUAUUUUAGUAAGCAUAGUCUUAAUGGUUAUCAUUGGUAUGGUUUCGUGUGAAACCCAAGCUACUGAAACAUUAAAAGAAUCUUUAAACGAAUGCUUAGAUAAAUGUAAAAACCGUCAUUUGCUUAAAGAUCCAUGUGUUAUCCGUUGCCAUACACUUCAUCCAUUCUCAGACUCCUCAGAUAGUAACUCUGCAAAUACCAUUGUUUCAUCAGUAAUCGGAAUAGUAGCUUCUUUUUCUUUAUUAUUAUUAAAUUAAAUAAAUCUUCAUUAAAUAAAAAAUUAACUCUUUUUUUUAUUU